AUGCCGUUCGACGAAAUCGGAGACGACGAAUUCCAUUUGAUUUUUGAGCUACUCUACCAAGUUGUCUCAAAGGAACGAUCUACAUUUCUUCGGGCAAAUAAGCCAACGACCAAGAAUAAUGCCGCCUCCCGCUUGGAAGUCGCCGCUGCGGCGAUUCGCCUCGCCGUGGGAAUCGGAGCUCCCAAGAUCAGAUUCAAGACAGCUCUUUCUCUGCUUGACCACAUUGCCGGAGCUCUGCCGACGGCCGAUGGAUCACUGUGUGAGCCACUCAGAAAUGACUAUCUCAAGAGUUUUAGGAUUCUACUCAGCUAUGCGCCACAUGGAGAACAUAUGCGCCACAAACAAUGGCAGAAUUAUGUGGACUUCGCUUUGACCACGCUAGCAUCCACCCUUGAUGAUAACUCUAUCGGCAGUAGCAUCGCAAGUAGCAGGGACACCAGCAUCGCUUCUAGGAAUGGCCAAUACUUGUCCAUGCGGGUAAGCGAAAAAAGUGGUAGAAGCACCGGAACGGCUACGGCUUCGGAUUCUGAAGAAAUCAUCCAUGCACUCACGAGCUUGACUGCCGUCACUAAUGCUCCCAUUAUGUCACGGGCUGCAGCCAUCAGCCGAACAAUCCAAGAAUACCUCGAUGUUGCCGCAAGAGGUCUGGAGAGUGCCUUUGAGACACUCAAUAAUAUUAUCUUUGUCUCCCUGACCGAGGACGUGGAAUUUACCCAAACUCUGAUCUUAGGGUUGAUUUCAACGGUGCGACGAUUGUGGUCUAAGGGAUCGAUUGCACUUCGAGAACAGAUGUUAAUCACCUUAUUUACCACCCGAUAUCUCUUCCUCGCCCCAAGUGAUCAAGCUCCUUCCAUUGAUCCAGCACUGUUGCAACCGCUGUUAUCGACGAUCUUCUCCGAAUAUCGUACAAGAAACGAGAGGGAUAUAUUACACUUCGACGACAUGCAGCCGCUCAUGGAAUCAGAAGAUUGCCCUCUACGGCUCAGGCAGUUCAAACCUGUACGCAAUUCUGCAAGAGCUGUAUCCGGUUGGAUGACAUUGUCCGUUGUGGCCUGUCUCGUCCUAGGACUGAGCCAAAAGCCCCGUUCCGCAGAUGCGGACGAUUUACCGGAUGACAUUCCUCGAAAGCGACCAAAGCUCCCUACCCCUUUCGAAGUAAUGUUGCAGCAUGGAUCCGAAAGUGUUGGUCAAGAAAAGCUAGCCGCACUUCAGGUCCUUCUUUUCCUCUUUGAUCAACCUCGCCCGCUGAAGGCAGAAUCGAUUUCAGAAAUCUGCAAGUCAAUGCUGCCUAUCUUGUCCCACGAAGAUGGCAACAUUCAAUCGUGGGCCUUCCUCAUAUUCUCAAGGUUGUCCCUUUGUGAUACUUCUACCCUCCAGAAUCGAUCAGAUAUUUGGAUUCAGCUUUGGGACGCUGGCCGGAGAGCAAUAUCGGCCGCAGCUUCGGUCAGAGCGGCGUCCCAUGCAUUGGACGUCCUUCUGAAGACCGGCGUUCUGGCCUCGGAGAUUAGCGGAAACCUCAUCGAUAGCACUCUCUUUGGUGGAGGAAAUAAUGGACCAUGCAGUCUCACGGAUACCUCACUGAUCCUAUUUACGACUAUACUAAAUUCCAACAUUUUUGACCACGAGCGAGGUUUUGAGGCUUUCUGCAUGAAGGUCAUUAGUUGGCUCACCGCGCGCUGGACUCUUCCUUCCAAUAUCGACCGUCUCUACAAUGCACACAUUGCCUUCCACGCUAAACCGGAAUAUUUGUAUACUUUACUGACGUCUCUAUGCGGCACGCACGACCAGUUAAGGCCCUAUGAGGACUGGUCUCCAGCGCACAGUUUAUGGAGAGCUUCGCUGAUGUCGUCUUUCAAUCUCGACUUCCUCCAUUAUGUCCUUGGUAUUGAAACCUGGGAAGCGAAGGAUAUGGAGCAACAAGACAAUAUUUUUCCUCGGCUUGACCCACCCACCACUAAACUGCUGACCGAUGCCGUUCUGGAAUUCCUAACCUCCCUGUUGAGAAAUUUUCUCCAAUCCUGGAAGACCAUUCAUUCCGAAAGGAGCUCAAACAUCGGCAACGAUAUUGUGGAAAACCUUGCUGUGGCGUCCACCGUGUCAUCUGUGAUAUGGACGCGCUUUGGUCGCCCUACUAGGGAGCCGCGACCUCCGUCAGUGUGGCCCGAAAGCCGAAGUCUCGUUUGUCAGUUCAUCCGGGAUCAGGGCGAUGAUGAUUCUCGAGCCGUGGCUUCUCGAAUAUGUAAUGGCGUCCUAAAACUUCACAACCAACUCCUUCACCAAGAUGUUGAUAUUUGCUGCGAAGAAUAUCAAUCGGUCAUUGAAUCUGCGCUGCAUCUUGCCCGACACAGGAUGACGUCAAUUUCUCCGUUUGAUACACCCGAAUUUGGUUUCCCUGAUUCGAAAGCGGAGAGCCCACAAUCGAGCCAGAGAAGCCAGUCCGGAGCAUUCUCUCAUGUCAUGAGGGCCGACUUACCACUUUGUCAAAACGCCACUCAACUACUUGCCAGACAAAUGGUUCAACUGACAAUAAGUCUGCAAACUGUCAAAUCGAGUGGAGCACUUGAUCCUGCAGUAACAUCUCGUAUUGUGGAUGAGAUUCUUGCUCUUGAUCCAGUUUUGCUCCUCUCUGCCCGUGGAGCGGUGCAAGAUUUCCUGGGCCUUAAUUCUGGCAUUGCACGCGCAGAUGCUCACCGCAUUUUGAAGAUGUUUGGAAAAGUCUACCUACAAGAAGGAUCAUUUGAGAGAUGUGAGUCUGCCCUGUGUUUCUGCUUGAACACGAUGCAUGGACUUCUAGAUCUCUGGACCUCGGAUGGAGACGAAAGCGACGAUCUUGCCGAAGCGGCAUUUGACAUCUAUGACUGGUUUCUCACUACUGCACUCGAUAAAGGAAUCGCAUCUCCGAGAGUCCUUGUAAUUCUCGCGGAUUUGUUGGACGCUCUACUCCACAAAAAAGCUUCUUUUGGAGAAGACCUUCCGUCGCCCAGAACAAGCCUCCUUAAGAUCUUGAAGGUCAGCGAUGCGGCGACGCAAUACCGACUGGCUCCCAAACUAUCCCAUAUCUUCGAGAAGUAUGUCCUCACACAGCACGAAGCCAUUUUUGACGACAUUCUGGAGAAUUUGCCGUCAGAUCCCGACAACCGAGAAGGGAUUGCCGUUCGGCUCCAUGUUGUUGCACACCUUGGAGCUCGGUGGCAUACCGUGUUGCGGCAGGCAACAUAUCAUCUCUUCGAGACAGUGGCCAACGUACCACUUACCACAGCCCUGGCGCGUAACUGCAUUACCAGGGCCUGCAGGACCCUUGGACUCAACCAGCCGAGGCAGCUUUUUACUUUAUUUUCCCCACAGAUCUUCUACACUUGGCUCUCAAAAGAGGGUCUGUCCCGUAUGCCAUUCCGUGCCUUCGACUACGCCUCUUUGAAGGAGAUGGCUUUGGAUAAUAUAGAUGAACUAGUCGGGCAGAUUGCGCUUCGCGGAUUUAAGCAUGCCGAAGAACUCGAACAAUUGGUUGGCCAAGAUUGGACCUCUCUACUGGUACAGGGAUUUCCCUGUGCCGAAGCCUACACACUAUCCUCAGAAACCGGUCUACCACGGCAUGACCGUCUCUUUGAUGGAUCCGAAAAGCUGGUACGGAAACAGCUCGGAUCAGAAAUCUAUCUGCGGUGCAUUCGUACCUCCCUUCCAGACAUCAUAGCGCGGCUAAUUACGUGCCUACAAGAUGACAGGGGCAUUGACAAGGCUUUGGAGAAGAGCAAACAAAGCGCUGCUCUCGCAAUCUGGCAAGACAUGCAGAACUAUCCGAAUCACAACAUCCAGCUGCCAUAUGCUCAGCAACCUUCUUUUCGUGCACGAUGUCUCGUAGAGGAGCUCAGUUAUUUGUGUGGACGACUCGACCUUGACGUGAGCGAUCUAUGGGCCCCUUCAUUACUCAUUCACGUUUACAGGCAAUUGCUGGAUAAAGCCAGACCAGCUCUGGGAUCCUUGCAUAUCUGCAGCCUCAUUCGGAAAAUCCGUAUUGUGAUAAGCCUUGCGGGGACCGUAGCAUUGACAGGCUACCCAUUAGAGAUGCUGCUUCACAAUCUUCGGCCUUAUCUCACUCUGUUCGAGUGUGCGGAAGACACCAUGGGCAUCUAUCGCUAUCUACUGCGCGGGGGAGUUGAAUAUUUGCGCUCUCGUCUCUCGUUCAUUGCGGGUCUCGGGGUGACAAUGUUCGUCUCGCUGAUUGGGUUUAUUGCCUCUUCACAAGACAGCACCACACAAGAGGGCCAUUUCUUGUCAACAAUAUCAAAGGCACAGGAGUUCAGAUCUUUUUUGGGCCAAUACCUGGAAUCUCUACAGCCGACAAGUGUGUCGCACGAGACUCUGACAACUUUCAGAAAUGUCGUGCAACGUGCAAAAGCCAUCACGCAGUCAGGAAGCAGUGCGAGAAGCACAAACGAGGGCGAACUACUUUACGCCUUGUUACAAGAUCGAAGCUGCGACACAACACUUCUGACAGAAUUGCAUUUUAAUCUCUCAAUCGAAAUACUGUGCAGAAACUUUUCGUCCUCAACAGAUCCCCAGGAUGACAUACUGGCACACGAUCAAGACACGGCCCGAUUUGCACCGACGUUAUGUUCAGUUCUCAGCAUACCACAACUGAAUGAGUCCUUCCGAACUUGGGCCGCUCAAGGAAUCGGGAGAGGCUACAUUAUGCGUGGCUUAACCUUUAAUAUCAGAGAAAGGCCAGGGAAAGGGCCCUCAUCGGUCAAGUUGACUGGACACAAUUUAGAAGUUGUCUCGUCAUAUACGAGUAUUGUGCGACAUCUUGAGCAUCUUGUGUGGCAAUCAAAAUUUCCCGCUUCGACUUUCGCUGAAAGAACAUUACAGCUCGUCUUCUCUGCCCUCGACCAGGGAAGCGAAUGCCGAGUUCUAGGAGCCGACAUCAACCGAAGUUAUGUGGACGAACUGAGGUUCAAGCUGUUCCCAUGCCCCGGGAUUCCACUCUCCCUCUCGUCGGGACUUGAGGAGGGCCCUGGAACUUUGACAAGCGGAUCUUCUCAUGAUCAACCUUGGAAAUGGGCUGCAAAUCUUCUGAGAGAGAUAUGUGAGCGUGCAGCUCGUGAUCCCGUGUUGUCCUUUCUCAAACCACUCAUAGCUGCCGUUCCAGAGUCUGCGGAAAUCCUGUUACCAUACGCCGUUCACAUUGUCUUGCGCAGCGAGGUCAACACACAGGAGACGUUUCGAGAAUACCUGUCAGGGUCCUUUUCCAAAAUUCUCCAACCGAAGGAAAGAUGGCCAAGCCAGGCUCGACAGUUGGUUUUGAGGACACUUUUGUAUCUCCGAACAUGUUCUAUUCCAGACGAGGCUCAUAUGGCUCUGCGGAAUUCCUGGCUCGAAAUUGAUUUUGGCGAAGCCUCGGUCGCCGCAGCUGACUGCCACAUGUGGCACGAAGCCUUGCUCUUCCUUGAGCUACAUUAUUCUCAAGCCCAGCUUCAAGUAAGUCGCUCUUCUCGGAGAUCCUUCGUUGCCACAGACGAUAUUCCGACAGAUGUUGUGGCCAAUAUCUAUGAGAAUGUUGAUGAUCCGGACUUCUUCUAUGGAAAACACCAAGAAUUUGAUCUGCAGUCUGUUCUUAAAAAAAUGAAUCAUGAAGGAGCGAGCCAAAAAUCUUUAUCUUUCCAGAGCGCCAUGCUGGACUCUCGACUGAGAAUGAGCGGUCAAGAACGAAGUUUGAGCCAUGUGGCACGGACAACCGCAUCAACUCUAAAGGCAGCAAAUAUGCAAGGAAUCUCCGAGGCUGUCAGACAAUAUUAUCAAGGGUUCGUCAAGGACAUGUCGCACAAACAGCAUAUCGAUUCAACGUCGGCCAACGAUAAGUGGGAUGUUCUGCCCGCAAGGGAACGUUCUACACCCUCUUCUACUUUUGACUCGCUAUUUCGCAGCAUGCAUACUAUCUCGAACAAGGAAAGUCUGGCUCGAGGGUUGGAUCGAUCUUUACUUGGGCUCGUAGAUAUAAUGAAGACUAGAGACUUCGGUAAAGGUUACACAAGCGAUCUUCUCUCCCAAUUGGCAGUUCUCGCAGAGGCGAAACAAAUUGUCAGCGCAACUACAGCUGAAGGCCUCAACUCAACCUGGGCAGCAAUAAUGGCAAGAAAUGAAAAGAUAAAACUUGCAGUGUUCCAAAAACUAUCGCCCAUACUACGUGGAAGAGAGGCGGCCUUUGCAGCGAUACGCCGAAACACUCAUUUGCAAGCCACGUUUUCGCUCGAUGUCAAACAAGCCCUCCUACACGAAAUCAGGGCUGUGCGACAGACUCUCGACAUGGCAUCAGCCUACGAAGUGUCACAAUUUUGUCUGAACCGUGCAAUGUAUCUGUCCGAGCUGAACCAGUUAGCUGUAAAUGAAGAAUUGGAAGUCGAUGUUGCUAUCCAGUAUGAUCUUGCAAGGACAUUGUGGGCCCAAAAUGAAAUAAGCGGCUCGAUCGGGAUCCUGCAGAGCUUGAAAACUCGAGAAGACAUUGCUCAGCAGGCUAUUGUUAUCACGAAGGCCGAUAUCUUGACUGACCUAGGCCACAAAAUUGCAGAAGCCCGUCUCGAGAAGCCUAACGAUAUCAUCAAGACAUAUCUUUCGCCAGCAUUCAAGGAAUUGCACGGCCGAGAGACAGGAUUAGAAGCCGGCCGCGUUUUUCACAACUUCGCAGCCUUUUGCGAUAUGCAGCUACAAGACACUGAUAAUCUCGAUGACUUCACGCGGAUUAGCAAAAUUCGAGAUCGCAAACUGCAAGAAAUCCAUGAUUUGCAAAGAAUGAUCCACUCCAGCCGCGACGCCAGACAACGCCAGCAAUUGGAGUCACAUUUGAAGAAAACGAAAGACUGGUUCAAGCUUGACGAUAUGGAAUGGAAGAGAGUUCAGGCAAGCAGACAGACUCUGAUCCUUCAGUGUCUGGAGAACUACCUCCUCUCCAUGAAAGCGUCCGACGAAUAUCCCAACGAUACCCUUCGAUUCCUGGCCUUGUGGCUGAAUCAAGCAGAGAACCCUGAAGCAAAUGCAACUGUCGGCAAAAAUCUCAAGUCAGUUCCGACUCUCAAAUUCGCACCGCUUGUCAACCAACUCUCGUCUCGAUUGCUGGACGUCAAUGACAGCUUUCAACCGCUGCUCAUGGAGCUGAUGUUCCGAAUAUGUUCAGAUCACCCUUAUCACAGUCUGUACCAAGUGUUUUCAGUCAGCAAAACCAAAGGUGACAAGGCGGAUGAGGUGGCUGUGUCUAGAAAUGCCGCAGCGAACAAACUGGUCGACCUUGUGUCCAAGAGAAGUGUUUCUGCGGCAGUCUGGGUUGCCAUCCACAACGCCAGUCUGUAUCUGUUCAAAGUCGCCCAGGAGAGGUUGCCUGACAAACAGACCAAGACCGGGUCCAAGAUCGAGCUGCGAAAACUCAACUAUGGUCAAAAACUGGAACAUUGCAUGAGCGAGUUGAACACAAGAAUCCCACCACCGACCAUGAACGUCCCCUUCCGGGAGGACCGAGACUAUUCAUCCAUACCAACAUUCAGCAAGUUCGAACCACAAAUUUCCAUCGCAGGCGGAAUGUCAGCCCCCAAGAUCGUCACAAUGAUUGCCACCGAUGGUUCUCGCCACAAAAUGCUCCUAAAAGGUGGCAACGACGACCUCCGACAGGACGCCAUAAUGGAACAAGUCUUCGGACAAGUGUCCAACCUUUUGAAAGACCACCGCGCCACUCGCCAACGUAAUCUGGGCAUUCGAACUUACAAGGUUAUUCCACUAACCACGAACGCGGGCAUCAUCGAGUUCGUCAAAGACACGAUUCCACUACAUGAAUACCUCCUCCCAGCGCACACUCGAUAUUUCAAGAAGGACUACACGCCGAAUCGAUGCCGGAAAGACAUUUCCGAGGCCCAAGGCAAGCCUCUCGAUCAACGCAUCAGGGUAUACCGCAAUGUCAUUGCCAACUUCCACCCCGUCAUGCGUUUUUUCUUCAUGGAACACUUCCCAGAUCCCGACGACUGGUUCUACAAACGCCUCAACUACAGCCGUUCUACCGCCGCGGUAAGCAUCCUCGGUCACGUCCUGGGCUUAGGCGAUCGACAUGGCCACAACAUCCUCCUCGACGAAAACUCGGGUGAAGUCGUCCACAUCGAUCUGGGCGUCGCAUUCGAAGCAGGCCGCAUCCUCCCCGUGCCAGAAGUUGUGCCCUUUCGCCUAACUCGCGAUUUGGUAGACGGCAUGGGCUUGACAGGCGUCGAGGGCGUGUUCCGACGGUGCUGCAACUUCACGCUCGAAGCCCUCCGUCGGGAUCAGGAAGCCAUCAUGACAAUCCUCGACGUCCUCCGCUACGACCCACUACACUCAUGGUCCUUGUCCCCGCUGCGCCUGCAAAAGAUGCAGGAGAACAAUGAGCAAACGACAGACACUGCUACGGCGUUCACCCACGAUAUUGCCGCGAAGCGGGAGGUCAAUGAACCCAGCGAAGCGGAUCGCGCUUUGACAGUCGUCGCAAAGAAGUUGGGCAAAGCACUCAGUGUCGAAGCCACGGUUAACGAACUCAUCCGCCAGGCUACUGAUGAGAGGAACCUCGCGGUCUUGUACAGCGGAUGGGCAGCUUAUGCGUGA
This is a messenger RNA of Rhinocladiella mackenziei CBS 650.93, 8607 nucleotides long. RefSeq lists its product as uncharacterized. NCBI's taxonomy places the organism in Eukaryota, Fungi, Ascomycota, Eurotiomycetes, Chaetothyriales, Herpotrichiellaceae. Bases 1 to 8607 code for a protein of 2868 amino acids. The transcript has 5 exons. The record is from RefSeq and is a predicted model, not a curated record. Gene Ontology annotation, biological process: DNA repair. Gene Ontology annotation, molecular function: protein binding; protein serine/threonine kinase activity.